CUAAAAGUAAAUACAAGGAUGGCAUGGAUGCGUGUUUUAGCGAGUACUAGUUGACUUUGGUGCGUGUUCUGCUGAGUAGAAUACCAGCUUGAGUUCCGUUUUGUGUGGAGGACAUUUCACAUUUGGUUUGUUUAUAUCUUCCUCCUCAUUUUCAUUCACCAAAGCUUCAGGUUAGUUCGCUGUUAAAGUUGACAGAGAGAGCAGGAUGUCUGCUAUGUCGCUGAGCUGGUGGACCAAACUCCAGCUGAGAACACAGAACAGAAGGACUCUUCUUCAAAAGUUUGUCACGGUUUGUCCAAACCAAGACUCAAAGCCCCACAGCUCCGGACAGCAGCAGAGAAGGAGGGUUGUUAUUACUGGCAUAGGGUUAGUGUGUCCUCUGGGCACAGGCACAGCUCUGCCCUGGGACCGCCUGAUCCAAGGCCACAGUGGGAUUGUUGCUCUGGACUCAGAGGAGUACAAGACUAUCCCCUGUAAAGUGGCAGCUCUGGUACCCAGAGGGACUGAGGAGGGUCAGUUUAAGGGGGAGAAUUUUGCCUCUCGUGGGGAGAUCAAUAGCAUGUCUCCAGCCACUGUAAUGGCCCUUGGAGCUGCUCAGCUGGCUCUGGAGGACUCAGGGUGGAGCCCCAAAAGCCCAGAGGAGCAGCUCAGCACAGGGGUGGCUGUUGGCAUGGGCAUGGUGUCACUGGAUGAGAUUGCUCGUACCUCCUCUGCUUUCCAAAAACAGGGCUACAACAAAGUCAGUCCUUUCUUUGUGCCUCGCAUCCUUGUCAACAUGGCUGCUGGACACAUAAGCAUCAAACACAAACUGAAGGGUCCCAACCAUGCUGUGUCCACAGCUUGCACCACAGGUGCACAUGCCAUAGGAGAUGCAACAAGGUUUAUUGCCCAUGGGGAUGCAGUUGCUAUGGUUACAGGAGGUACAGAAUCCUGUGUCGGGCCUCUUUCAAUUGCCGGCUUCGCUAGGGCUCGCGCGCUUGCCACAAAAUGGAACAGCAGCCCAACACUGGCUUCAAGACCCUUUCACCCAGAUAGAGAGGGCUUUGUGAUGGGAGAGGGAGCAGCGGUGCUCCUACUGGAGGAGCUGGACCACGCAGUGAAGAGAGGAGCCAGGAUCUAUGCAGAGGUCCUGGGAUAUGGACUUUCAGGAGAUGCCAGCCACAUCACUGCACCCACUGCGGAUGGAGAUGGGGCAUUCAGGUGCAUGUCUGCAGCUCUCAGAGAUGGUGGCGUCUCACCUUCAGAUGUCACAUACAUCAACGCUCACGCCACAUCCACACCUUUGGGUGAUGCUGCAGAAAAUGCAGCCAUCAAGAGGCUCUUCGGGCAAAGCACUGAUAACCUGGCUGUCUCCUCCACCAAGGGAGCCACAGGACAUCUGCUUGGGGCCGCUGGGGCUCUGGAGGCAGCCUUCACUGCUCUGGCUUGCUACCAUGGAGUCCUGCCCCCGACCCUCAACCUGGACCGCACAGAGCCAGAGUUUGAUCUGAAUUAUGUUCCCUGCACAAUGCAGCCAUGGAGGACUCAGGGUCGAAGGGUCGCCCUCACAAACUCAUUUGGAUUCGGCGGUACCAACGCCUCGUUAUGUCUGAGCAGCAUCUGAUGACACACUAAGACUGAGUGUUGCCUUUUUAUUCACCACCAGAUCUGAUCCAGGCUGUAAUAUUUACCAGUGAUCGCAUCACAGACUCACAGAUUGAGUAAAUAUUUAUUUAGAGGGCUGAUCAGUGCCACUUUUAGUUGGUCCUAUGAACUGAUUGUAUUGUGGUUUCUGCAACACAUGUUUGGACUUGUUUGUUCUGGAUUUUCAGUGAUUGACUUUAGAUUGUACUGAUAAAGAAUUACGAUGAUAUCACUCAA
Molecule: messenger RNA, 1860 nt
Organism: Acanthochromis polyacanthus (spiny chromis)
Lineage: Eukaryota; Metazoa; Chordata; Actinopteri; Pomacentridae
Gene: oxsm
Product: 3-oxoacyl-ACP synthase, mitochondrial
Exons: 2
Coding region: 206-1603 (465 amino acids)
Biological process (GO): fatty acid biosynthetic process
Molecular function (GO): 3-oxoacyl-[acyl-carrier-protein] synthase activity
Source: RefSeq, a predicted model, not a curated record